CCGGCGCUGUUCGUCUGGAGUCGCUCCCGAUGUCCGCUUAAAUCGUGCGGUGAAACAGCGACAAAUUUUUCUUCCUCUCUUUCUUCCCUUUUCUUCCUUGUGAUAAAGUGGGUGGGGAGUGGUUAAAUCCUUCCUCCUACUUCUCCUACAUUUCUCCUGAUACUCAUACUACUUCUACUCGUUGAAUGCUACUCAUGUAAUCACUUAAAGUGUAGAAAGUAAGACUACUUGCUCUUUUUCCCAUCCCCCGUUUAUUUGAAUACUUCUUUUUUUUUAUUGCUCAGCCGGAAAAUCGAGUGUGACAUGACAGACGAAAAGAGGUCUUGGCAGAAAGGCUGAAAGAGAACUUGGCUGAAAGACAGAAAGAGAACUUGGCAGUAAGACAGUGUGGGAUCGCAACUAGUAGUGGUCGGACUGCAGACCUCGUCGGAGGUGGUGUGUGAUCAGAACCAAUGCUCUACCCCUGGUGCCGUGGUCGAAAUUUUAGAUAACAGUGAGCUUAUCAUGUGGAAAACCGUUCCUUUAUGAAAGAAAUCAAGUUAGGUUUGAUUUUAUCGCUCGUCCUUGAAUUCAGUGAAGAAUUUACUCGACUUUCAGAUUGUAUUCUUCCCUGACUACGACCGGAAGUGAUUAAGUGAACCGCUAAAAUUUAGACCACGUAGAUUCUGUUAGUAGAAUAGUGCUUGGCGUGUGCCACGAUGGCAGCAUUACGAUCUACUUCGGCAUCCCUCAGUCCUUUGAUUAUGGCGAUAUCCUUCGUGAUAUUGGCCACUGCCACUUUGACCAGCGCCUCAGAGGCGGGCCUCAACGAAACUGAUGAAUGGCCUAACUGCACCGAAGGUCUUGUCAUCCCAUUGUGGCAGCCUCAAAUUGGAAUAACUAUGGGAGACCGAGUGGGAAGAGCCAUUGUUUACUUCACGGUAAUGUUCUGGAUGUUCAUUGGUGUAUCUAUCGCUUCCGAUCGUUUCAUGGGCUCCAUCGAAAUGAUCACUUCAUCCGAGAAAGAAGUCACCAUCAAGAAAGGCAACGGCGAAACCCAAGUCAUCGUCGUGCAAAUCUGGAACGAAACUGUGGCCAACUUGACUCUCAUGGCGCUGGGAUCAUCGGCUCCUGAAAUCUUGCUGUCCGUCAUUGAAAUUUACGCCAAGAAUUUCGAAGCUGGCGAUCUUGGACCUGGUACGAUCGUAGGCUCUGCCGCCUUCAACCUGUUUGUCAUCAUCUCGAUUUGCGUGUACGUGAUUCCAGAUGGCGAAGCCCGCUACAUCAAGCAUCUCCGGGUGUUCUUUGUCACUUCUACUUUCUCUAUCUUUGCCUACAUUUGGCUUUACAUUAUUCUUGCUGAAAUUUCCUACGGUAUUGUGGAAUUCUGGGAAGCCUUCCUGACUUUCAUGAUGUUCCCUGCCUUCGUCAUUCUGGCGUACAUCGCCGACCGUCGUUUGCUGUUCUACAAGUACCUCACCAAGGAGUACCGUAUGGGUAAACGUGGCGUAAUUAUUGAGGUCGAAGGUGAAAGCGUUGAACUGGGCAAGAAGGACGCCGGAGUCACGUAUGAGGAAGCCGUCGAUGAAUCUGUGAAACAAUUUGACGAACACAGGAAAGAGUACAUGAGUGUCAUCCGAGAAUUGAGAGCCAAGCACCCUGACAUCGGCAUGCAACAGCUUGAAGCCAUGGCUCGGGAAGAGAUCAUCAACCGAGGACCAAAAUCCCGUGCGUUCUACAGAAUUCAAGCCACCAGGAAGCUCACGGGAGGUGGUAACGUGAUGAAGAAGCUGAGAGAAGAAGAAGGAACUGAGAAGAAAGAUGGCGAGUCUGCAGGUGAGGUCGUCGACAAGGAUCUCAUCCGAGUGUCCUUCGACCCCGGCCACUACACUGUCAUGGAGAACGUAGGAACCUUCGAUGUGACCGUUGUGCGCGAAGGAGGAGAUCCUAAUGUUAUGAUCCUGGUGGACUACAAGACUGAGGACGGCACUGCCAACGCUGGAAGUGACUACAAGGCGGCUGAAGGAACCAUUGUAUUCCUACCUGGGGAGACCCAAAAGUCCUUCAAGCUCGAGGUUGUGGACGACGACGUCUUUGAAGAAGACGAGCACUUCUACGUGCGUCUGUCCAACGUCAGGACCGGUUCACUUGAUGGCUCAAACGGAACCGCCGGAAAAGGACCGGUUAGGAUGGAACUUUCUGCCCCGUACGUCGCUACCAUCAUGAUCCUUGACGAUGAUCACGGCGGCAUCUUCAACGUCGGCGAGAAGGACAUCGAGAUUGUCGAAACUGUCGGCAAUUACGAGCUGAAGAUCACGCGCUACUCGGGAGCUCGCGGCCGAGUUUCUGUUCCUUAUCACACGGAAGACGGCACCGCCAAGGCUGGCAAGGAUUACGAAGCGGUUGAAGGCGAACUUAUAUUCGAAAACAACGAGACAGAACAAUACGUGACCAUCCCCAUCCUGGAGGAGGACAGCUAUGAGAAGAAUGUCGUCUUCUACCUGGACAUCGGCGAGCCUAAGUCUCUUGGAGAACCUGUAACCCGCCUGCGUGGAUGCUUAAGAAACUGGCAGUUAAAUGAUUACCAUUUAAAAAAUAUUUAUACAUGUUUUUUUCAAUAAAAUUCAAAUAAUAAACGGAAUAUCUUGUUGAA
This is a messenger RNA of Hyalella azteca, 2632 nucleotides long. RefSeq names its product sodium/calcium exchanger 1. Gene Ontology annotation, biological process: sodium ion transmembrane transport; cell communication; calcium ion import across plasma membrane. Gene Ontology annotation, cellular component: sarcolemma; axon; postsynapse. Lineage: Eukaryota; Metazoa; Arthropoda; Malacostraca; Amphipoda; Hyalellidae. The record is from RefSeq and is a predicted model, not a curated record. Gene Ontology annotation, molecular function: calcium:sodium antiporter activity. Bases 699 to 2600 code for a protein of 633 amino acids. The transcript is spliced from 3 exons.